AUGGGGGCUUUUGGCGAUUCCUUCGUGGUGAGCUUCCUCGCUCAAUAUUGGCUUCCGAUAGCCAUCUCAGCUGUUGUGGCACGGCUGGUGAUAAACCGAUACCACAACGGCCUGAACAACUACCCAGGACCAUUCCUAGCCUCGUUGACAGACUUCUGGCGCAUGUGGGAUGUGUAUGGUCAACGACCCGAAAUAACACAUCAGAAGCUGCACAUAAAGUACGGCGACGUGGUGCGGUUAGGGCCCAACACUCUAUCCUUCGCAGAUCCAAAGGCUUUGAAAGCGAUAUACGGGCUCAACAAGGGAUUCGUCAAGUCCGACUUCUAUGUGGUUCAGCAAUCUACGGUGAAGGGCCAUAGCCUAGCAUCUCUCUUCAGCACCACAGACGAGGGCUUCCACGCACAAUUCCGACGAUGUGUAAACUCGGCCUUCGCCAUGUCCGCCCUGGUGCAAUAUGAGCCGUUCGUCGACAAUACCACGAAACUGUUUCUCAAACAGACACAGCGCCUUUUCGCCGCCAGCCCGGACGGAUGUAACUUCACAGAGUGGUUGCAGUUUUACGCUUUCGACGUGAUUGGUGAGAUCACAUACAGCAAGCGCCACGGCUUCAUCGAGAAGAAUGAGGACAUUGACGGCAUUGUCAGCUACCUCGGGAACCUGUUUCUAUACGUUGCGCCGAUCGGUCAGAUCCCCUGGCUCGACCUCCUGUUCCUCAAGAACCCCAUCUACCUCAAGCUCGCGAAAUGGGGAUACACGGACGCCACGAUGCCGGUGGCCAAGUUCGCGCGCGACCGCAUGGCCGAGCGCCUGGGUCCCAACCUGAAGGGCGACGACGUGGACCCUUCGAAGCCGCUGUUGCCGCUCUCGGCCGACGGCGACAAGGCAGCCAUGCAGAACAAGUCGCCGGACCUGCUGUCCAAGUUCCUGGCGGCACGAGACGCGCGCCCGGACUUCAUGACCGACACGCUGGUGCAGACCAUGGCCGUGUCGAUGGCCUUCGCCGGCUCCGAGACGACGGCCAUCUCGCUCGCGAGCGUCUUCUACUACCUUCUUCGCAACCCGUCGGCUCUCGCCCGGCUGCGCACAGAGCUCGACGACGCGGCUCGCGCCGGCGCGUUCGGCGACUACGACGAGGGCCUCGUCACCUGGACCGAGAGCCAGCGCCUGCCGUACCUCGACGCCUGCAUCAAGGAGGCCUUCCGGCUGCACCCGGCGGCCGGGCUGCCGCUCGAGCGCGUCGUGCCGGAGCCCGGGGCGGAGAUCGCGGGGCACUUUGUCAAAGGCGGCAGCAUCGUCGGGUGCUCGGCCUGGAUCAUCCACCGCAGGCCCGAGAUCUGGGGCGAGGACGUGGAUGUGUAUCGCCCGGAGCGGUGGCUCGUGGACGAGAGUGUGAAAGCCUCCGGGAGCGAGGCUGGGGAGGCUUUGAGGCGGGAGGAGACGCGCGUGCGCGAGAUGAAUGGCAUGAUGUUCCAAUUUGGCAUGGGCAGCCGCACGUGCAUUGGCAAGAAUAUCAGUCUGCUUGAGAUCUAUAAGCUUGUGCCGAGUCUGCUGCGGCGGUUCGAUAUCCGCUUCAAGGACCCCAGCCAGGAGUGGAAGCUCGUUAAUGCUUGGUUCGUCAAGCAGUCCAACUUCCAGGCCAUGUUCGAGAUGCGCGACCUGGUGCGGCCUGAGAACGGGAACGAGAACGAGAAGGAGGUUGCUGCUGCUUAG
Molecule: messenger RNA, 1710 nt
Organism: Anthostomella pinea
Lineage: Eukaryota; Fungi; Ascomycota; Sordariomycetes; Xylariales; Xylariaceae
Source: the annotation of a GenBank genome assembly